Messenger RNA from Calidris pugnax (ruff), 1275 nucleotides. RefSeq names its product ribonuclease H1 (gene RNASEH1). Gene Ontology annotation, biological process: DNA replication, removal of RNA primer. Gene Ontology annotation, molecular function: magnesium ion binding; RNA-DNA hybrid ribonuclease activity; nucleic acid binding. The transcript has 8 exons. Lineage: Eukaryota; Metazoa; Chordata; Aves; Charadriiformes; Scolopacidae. The record is from RefSeq and is a predicted model, not a curated record. Bases 48 to 917 code for a protein of 289 amino acids.
GGGGAGAGGGGCGGGCGGGCGGAUGCAGAUGGCGGCGGGGCUGCGCCAUGUUGCGGUGGCUGGUGGCGGUGCUCAGUCACUCCUGUUUUGUCUCCAAGGGCGGCGGCAUGUUCUACGCGGUGCGCAAGGGCCGGCGGGCGGGUGUCUACCGCACCUGGGCGGAGUGUCAGGAGCAAGUGAAUAAGUUCCCCUCCGCCAGCUUCAAGAAGUUCGCCACCGAGAAGGACGCCUGGGCCUUCGUGCGGCAGCAGCAGCCCGGAGCGGCAGAAGUGGCACACGGUCCUCCAGCUGUAACACAGGAAAACAGAAGCCAGGGAGAGGAACCAGAAAUAAAUGUCUUGUGUUGCAAUACGUGCAAAAGGCCCUACGAACAGUCUACAAACGAAGAACACGUUGCAAAGCGUGUGAAACAUGAAGAAGUGUACUCAGCGCCAACAGUCAGUGAAGAUAAAUUUUCAUAUAUGGGUGACUUUGCAGUCGUUUAUACAGAUGGUUGUUGCUCAGGUAACGGACGUAACAGGGCACGUGCUGGAAUAGGUGUCUACUGGGGACCAGGCCACCCUUUAAAUACCAGUGAAAGACUUCCUGGACGGCAGACAAAUCAAAGAGCUGAAAUACAUGCAGCCUGCAAAGCAAUAGAGCAAGCAAAAAGUCAAAACAUCAAGAAACUAAUUAUCUACACUGACAGCAAGUUCACUAUUAACGGUAUUACGAGUUGGGUUGACAACUGGAAAACAAAUGGCUGGAGAACAAGUUCAGGAGCAAGUGUAAUAAAUAAAGAAGAUUUUGAAAGACUUGAUAAUCUAUCAAAAGGCAUAGAAAUUCAGUGGAUGCAUAUUCCGGGCCAUGCUGGCUUCCAAGGAAAUGAAGAAGCUGAUAGACUAGCAAGAGAAGGAGCUAGUAAACAAAUGUCCUGAUGUACUGGGACCAGAGACUGUUGCAGUGGGAGGAAAAGGACUAACAUCAGAGUGACAACUUGAACUGCUGUAAUUGUUUUGGAUUUGAACUUUGAACUGUACUUCUUUCUGGCCUGAAGCGUUAAACAUAUACCAACUUCUGGGGAGAGAAAAAACCAACCAAGUUCUCUUCUAUAGUGGUGGUUUUUUUUUUUAUUUUAUUUUUACAAUCGAGUCAGUAUUUAGUUGAUGAUGCAGAAUGUUUGCUUUUCUCCAUCUUACUGAAGGGCCAUGGUCAGUGUUUUUAGCUGUCAUGUAGACUUCUGAAUUCACCGUAAAGACAGACUUCUGAAGAAGUAAUAUUAAAUCUUUAUCCUAA